Peromyscus maniculatus bairdii (prairie deer mouse) is the source of this 6987-nucleotide messenger RNA. Lineage: Eukaryota; Metazoa; Chordata; Mammalia; Rodentia; Cricetidae. The record is from RefSeq and is a predicted model, not a curated record.
UAACAGGCACUUACUGUUACCAUACUAGGGGUGUGGCUGGCUCCUCUCUCUCUCUCUCUCUCUCUCUCUCUCUCUCUCUCUCUCUCUCUCUCUCUCCCUCUCUCUCUCCCUGUCUUUCCCUCUCUCUCCUCUCUUUCUCCUCCCCCUCCCUCUCGAUAAGCUCAAUGGGGCUGUCUAUUUUUAACUUCCUGUUCUUUCCUUUUGGCCGGAUAAUCAGUGUGAGCAGAGAGCGUUCCCUGAAUGAGUGCUGGUAGCCCCGUGGAUGCCUUCUGACAUGACCAGCCGACACACAUCCCUACCAAGGUUGCCCCAGGCUUAAACCCUCCUUCUAAAGUGCCAUGUCCUGCAAAGAAAGUCCCCGAGUGGGUGUUUCCACCACCACCAUCAGCUCUGUAGCUGUGCAAGCUGGGAACUCCAAAAUCGUGAUAGCCGUUGUCAAGUGUGGCAAGUGGGUACAGCUCCAAGUGGCUGAAUCCCAGCCCAAUCUUCUAGAAAUUGGGAGCAGUCAAGAUGAAACCAAGAAACUGCUUCAUGAUCAUGAGCUUCUCCUGGCCAAGCUUAAGGCCUUGGAAGAUCGUGUGUGGGAACUCUUACAGGAAGCAGACAGGACAGCGGAAGCUAACAAGGCUCAAAGUCAGGUGUAUGAUGCCAUGGCCCAGACUCUGGGUGAAGCAUGGACAACCCUGGUCUGCAUGCUUGAAAGAAGAAGGGAGCUCCUGGAGCUGACUUCUGAGUUUUUUGAAAGUGCUUUGGAGUUUGCUAUAAAAAUAGACCAAGCUGAAGCUUUCCUGCAGAAUCCUCAUGAGUUUGGGAGCGUGGAGACCUUACAGUCACUUCUUCAGCUUCAUGACCGCCAUGCCAAAGAACUCUUAGAAAGAUCCCUAGUCCUUUUAAACAAAAGUCAACAACUCACUGACUUCAUAGAAAAAUUCAAGUGUGAUGGAUCUAAUAUGAAUUCUGAGCUGAUUCAGGGAGCUCAGAGUAGCUGUCUGAAGAUCGACAGCCUCCUUGAACUUCUACAAGACAGGAGAAGACAGUUGGUCAAGAACUUGCAGCAACAGCGGCAGGAACUGGCUCAGGUUCUACAGUUGUGUCUGUGGGACCAACAAGAAAACCAGGUUACUUGUUGGUUUCAGAAAAUGAUCAGAGAUCUGCGGGUACAGAGUCUGGGUUCGUCACUUUCCGACAACAAGGAGCUAAUCCGUAAGCACGAGGACUUGGAAGUCAGAGCUAAGGAAUGGAAUUCAGCCAUAGAGAAGCUGAAGAGCCAGGCCCUGGAGAUCCUACUGUCCAAGGACUUCACAGAAAAAGAACACCUACAGCUCUCGAACCAGAAACUGAGUCGACUGCAAGAAGAGUUUGGUCGACUCAUGGUGGAAAGAAAAGCCUGGUUGACAAUGGCACAUGACUUUUUUAACAGGGCUAAUAAGGCAUUUGAUGUACUUGGAAAAGUCGAAGCUUACCUUAAGCUCCUUAAAUCAGAGGGUUUAAGCCUGCCUGUCUUGGCAGCGAGGCAUGAGGAAUUACACAGAGAAAUUAAAGACUCCGCAGCCGAUGCUCUGCAAAAGGGACAGGCCUUAAUCAGCCAAGUAGACUCCUGCGGCUCUAAGGUGACAGGUAUCCAUGAGAUGAUGGAAUGUAUUCAGAAACGAGUGGAUCAUCUCAGCGAACAGUGCACAGCGCACAAGGAAUUGGCUCUUAAGAAACAGCAAUUAGCAGCAUCUGUGGAAGACUACCUAAGGAAGGUGGAAAUGUCAAUUCAGGAAAUCAGGCCAGUUCUUUCUAACACAUUGGACAUCGGUUCCAGCCCUUCUGAGUCAGAGAAGAUUUUGAAUAAAUAUCUGGAAUUAGAUGUUCGAGCCAAGGAGGUAGCACACACAUUAGAAGCAGCUGCAAAAAUCAUGACAGAGAAAAAUGAAUUUGGACUCAGCGAAGUGGCAUUGCUUUCUUUUAAAAUGAAAUGGCUAGAAGAAGAAUUAAACACACUUGGUCGAAGGAUCAGCUACAGGUCACAAGUCCUGCAAGCUUAUGUGGCAUUUCGAAAGUCAUCAGAAGAGGUGAAGGAGCAGCUUCGGAGACUAAAGGAAUUUUAUCAGAUGGAAAUCCCUCAGAGAGAACAAGAGGAUGCUGAAGUCAAGCACUGCUCUGACUCUGCUGAGAGGCGGUGGCAGCUGUUUUUAAAGAAGAGCUUUUUGACCCAAGACUUAGGGCUUGAGUUCCUUAACUUAAUGAGUAUGGCAAAAGAGAAUGAGAUAUUAAGUGUUAAAAAUGAAAUGCACAUUGUGAAGGACAUCAUGGAAAAGCAAACGACCGCAAGGGAAGAACUCGGCCAUCUUCGGAUGACAUGGUACCUCAAAGCCACAGAAGGCAAGCCUGUGAGACAGAAGUGGGAAACAUUCAAAGAGAAACUUAAAAAGACUACUCACAAUGUAAAACUUCUUCAUGAAGUUCUUCUGCCUGUCUCUGCACUUGACCUUGGAGGGAGCCUUCAGACUAUGUCAGAUCUGCAAAGAAGAUGGAGUGCCAUGAAACCUCAGCUUCAGCAACUGCAUGACGAGGUUCAGCAUAUCAUGAAAGAAUGGGAAGUGUUAACUGGUCAGGGAGCCCCUUCGAAGGAGAAGUCUGAACAACUGAAGGACCUUGUUCAUCUCCAUGAGAGGCAGAGAGAGCGAAUCCAGGAUUAUGAGGAAAUCCUAUACAAGACAAUUCAGUUCCACCAAGUCAAGGAGGAACUGAUGCGUUUCAUCAAAUCGAGAGAACCGGAGCUUCUAGCGCAGCCCAUGGAACUGGGAGGAUCUAAGGAGAUCCAGAUGCAACUGGGCCGUUCUCAAGAAAGGCGGGCACAAGUAGAGCAUCUCCACCAGCUGGCCCUCUCCAUAGGAGUGGACAUCAUUUCAUCCUUACAACAGGCUAAUUACUCCCAUCUUUCUGCAAAGAACCUACAGCGGCAGCUGGAGGUCCUUGAAUUGGAUAGCAGGAUCUGGAGUGCCAAUGCCAAAGAAUACGAACAGGUCCUGUCCUGCAGCUUGGAGUACUGCACCACAAGAGAUGAGAUCGAUGAGCUUAAAGAGUCAUUCAAAGAUAUAAAAAAGAAAUUCAACAAUCUGAAGUUUAAUUACUCCAAGAAAAAUGAAAAAUCUCGAAACCUAAAGACUCUUCAAUAUCAAAUCCAACAAGUUGAUAUGUAUGCUGAAAAAAUUCAGGCUUUAAGGAAGAAAAUGGAAAAAGUUAAUAAUAAAACUUCUGAUUCAUUCUCAAGUUAUCCAAGUAAUAAAAUUAACAACCUUUUGGAACCCAUGGAGGAUUUGCAAAAGCAUGUGAAUGACUUUGACAAAGUUGUGACAGAUUACAAGAUGAAUUUGGACCUGACUGAACAUCUCCAAGAAGUAAUAGAAGAGUGUAACUUCUGGUACGAAGAUGCAAGUGCCACAGUGGUAAGAGUUGGAAAGUAUUCCAUGGAGUGCCAGACAAAAGAAGCUGUGGAAAUCCUCCACAGGCAGUUCAAUAAGUUUGUUGCUCCUUCAGUGCCUCAGCAAGAAGAAAGGAUUCGGGAGGUCAUCGAUCUUGCUCAGCGCCUAUACGGUUUGGAAGAAGGACAGAAAUAUGCUGAGAAGAUUGUCACAAGACACAAGGAGAUUCUUGAAUCUAUUACUGAAUUAUGUGGGUCUCUCGUAGAGCUUAAAGAAAAACUGAAGCAGGGAGAUGUUCCAAAGAUGAAUCCAAAGUUGGAAGCUUUCCAUGACAUUUGCAUUGACCUCCUAAAGGAGCCAGUGAGGAAUGAGCAGACACCAUUCAGUGAAGAAAGGAAUGAGGGGCAGAUGCGAGGAGAAGAUACCUUGGCCAUCCAUGGAGCCCGGGAAGAUGGGCUUCCUGUGGACUUGAGGCAGUCCUCACCUGACCAAGAGGCCAGUGCCCCGGGUCUGAUCCUGCCGGAAGACAUGUUGUCUGGGGAGGAGUCUGAGUGUAUCUCAUCUGACGACAUCUCCUUGCCUCCACUCCCAGCCAGCCCCGAGUCCCCUCUGGCACCAUCCGACAUGGAGGUGGAGGAACCUGCCAGCUCUUCCACCCUCAUGCUCCACGUCAGCGGCGGCAGGACACACGCAGGGACUGGUGUUCUAGGGGAGGCCCAGGAAUCGGUUCUCCCACCACCCGUUGCCUUUGCUGACGGGUGCCGUAAUGAGAAAGACACAUUUACAAGUCACUUUGAGAGGCCCUACCCCCAACUCAAAGCUGAAUCCUCGUUAACCUCCAAAGGAUCAGUAGAGAUGAGUACCAAAUUACACAUCCAUGUGAAAGGUCCAACAAGCAUGCCCCAUGAAGUGCACGACAGAGCUUUGCAGCAAGACGCCCAGGCUCAGGAGAGCUCGCUAGAAACCCAGGAGAAAGUGCAUGCCGAUUCUAAUGUCACUAAAACCCAGGACAGGCUGCAUGAUCCCCCUGAUGUAUCCCCCGGCCUCAGCUCUCAGUCAGGCACCAGCAGGAAGCAAGCAGGUCCCCAAGGAGACAGGAAAAACUCAUCUGCAGAGAGCAGCGUGGUCAGCCUAGCUGGCCAGGCGCCUCAUUUCUCCAGGCUGCUGUCCAAUGUAACUGUCAUGGAAGGUUCCCCGGUGACUUUGGAAGUCGAAGUAACAGGAUUCCCAGAGCCUACACUGACAUGGUGGGUAGCCUAUAAUGACAAACCGUAGACAGAAAUAAUGGCUGCUGAGAGUAUCUUGUAAUGUGUGAACUAACCUAAAGGUUUAGGGCUGGCUGACUAACCCUCCUGACACUCAACUCUGCAUGAUUUGAUCUCACAUCACACCUCAACUUUCGUUUAACUAAAAGCCCUUUAAUACCCUUGGUGGGGGGGAAAGUAACCAUGUGAAAUAAUGAUUUAACAGCCUCCAGGAAGCAGGGAAGUUGAUUCUGUUUGGUUUUCUUUCCAUUUAACAUUCCUCAUUUCUGAUAAUCAAGUCCUGAAAUUCCGACCCUAUUGUCUGUUUCUACAUGGCAUUUUCUUGGUUUAACAGCCUCCAGGCAAUUAAAAAGCCUGAGAAACCAGAAACCGAAGGGUUUUUUCCUUUCCUUCCUUCAUGCAUUUCAUCUUUCCAACAGAACCGUGGGUGCCCACCUUUGUGAUAUUUGUUUUGCUAAGGUUCCUUUUUAUAAACAUCUUUAGUAUGAAAGGUGAGCCACUUCUUUUACAGUUACUCCAGGUGGCUGAUAAUAAAGUCAUUGUUUGAAAAGUGACGUAAUAAUUGAGCUGUGAACUUGGUAAAAGCAAACUGUAAAGUCAAGGUGCUAAAGCACCUGCCAUGAAUAACAAGGCAGUUCCAGCAUUUCCUGUGGGGGUUACUUUUAAACCUUCACAAAAUUUUCAUCCUCCAACAGAUUCAUUUGAGAACAAACUAACAAGCGACGGUGAGUUUAUAAUAGGCUAAGAUAAGUAUGUUGUAUUUAAUUUCUCAGGCAUUUUCAGUAAAAGUUGUUUUAUUUUAGCAUGUCCCAUUGAUGGUAUUUGACUUGUGGCCCAGCUAUUUAAAGACUUUAGGAGAAAACUUGGGCACUCAGAUAGUAAGAGAAUCUGCAAACAGAUGUAAGUGCAGAAAAUAGCACUUUUUUUGUUUUGUUAUUUUUACAAUUGCAUGGUUUUUACACAUCAAAACUUUUGUAUUUAUGGAUUCCACAGAUAUUUUAUUUCAUAAUUAAAUAUUAGACCCCAAAGAAAGAUGCCGUCUGAGGUGUUUCUUAUUUUUUUUCUCCAAUACAAACAAGCAGCUCCAUUAGGGUUAGUACAUAUGGCUGAAGAGUUGGCGCAACAUAUGUAUUAUUGAAGAACUAGUACAAAUGGCAAAAGGUAAAGCCAUUUUCCCAUCAGGUCUAGAGGAGGUUUGCCCAGUGAACACUUACUUGACAGUCCAUCAGGGAGCUAUGCAUUCCAGGACACUCUGAGAUGCAAGAAUAUCUCUUAGGCAGAAAACUGACUUUGGAGCUGGCCCAAGCAUGAGGACCUGAUCUCAUUGUAAAAGCUGGGUACAGUGAAGAGCACCUGUGAUCUCAGUCCUGGGGUGCUGGAGACAGUAGCUGAAUCCCUGAGCUCAUGUGGGGAGACCCUGACUCAGGCAAUAAAAUGCAGCCUGGUAAAGGAAGACAUCUGAUGUGAGCACCUGGGCUCCACACACAGGUGUCCCAUACACAGACACACACAUAAAAAAUUGACUUGGGUUUCUCAUCGGUCCCUAUGUGGAAGAAAGUGUUUAUAAAGACAUAGAUAUGGAAUGUAAGAAAUAAAUUAUUUGCUGCCUAAAAUGAUCCAGGUAAGUGUUCAUGUUCAGAGAGAAAUUUUAGAAACAGGUCAUUUAGAGUCAAGAGGUAAUGUCAUAAAUGUUUUUUAUAAUGAGAAGUCAUUGUCUUCUAAUGAACUUAAUUCACAAGUAAAGUGAGCUCCUUUCAGCGGAAGAGGCGUAGGGUCCCUUCAUUCACAUGUGCAUGUGUCCUGCUGGGAGGCUCUGCUGUAUGAACACCAAGGGCAGAUGAACCUCACUUCUGUAUAGAUGCCAGGCAGGAGUCACAGCUGCUGCUAAGAGCUGCAGAUAGGGUGAAGCAGGCUGGAUAUGUGGGUGCCACUUCACACUCUAGGUAACUGUUGCCACAAGCAAAUGGUGACCCAGUAUGACCAGAUGGUCUGCUGUGCUGUGGUGUGUGUGUGUGUGUGUGUGUGUGUGUGUGUGUGUGUGUGUGUGAUUUUAAAGAAUAAGUGAAUUAUGAAUUUUCAUCUAUAAUAUUCUGUUAAAUGCUAUCACAGAACUUUCAAAAAUACAAUCUGAGUCAAUCAAUGUGAUUUUUCUGGCCACAGGAUGAUAAACAGUCUCAUUGGCAUACACUGUAGCUAGAUAAUUCCUGCUAAUAGUAGAGAAUACUGCAAUGGGGAUGGGCCUGUCUGCAAUAGGUAUGAGAACUUUGAGAUGACAGAAUCAAGAAGUGAUCCUGACUUAAAACUGACUCUCU